AUUUAACUCACAAGUGUUCGCCGCGUUCCCUCGUAGAGAGCAGCUGCACUGCGGAGAUAAGAUUAUUGGAAAACAUUGGAUUUAGCUUUACCGAUUUAGCUGGAAUCGAUUCAUAGUGCAAAAUGCUCUUGAUCGCAGUAGUCGUGUUUCUUCUGACGGCAGCUAUUCUCAUCCAUCGCGGCCAGCGAAGGAGUCGGGAGGCGGUCGCCAAUCUGCCCGGUCCCCUCUGUCCGCCCUUAGUUGGUGCCCUGCAUCGGGUGUUCAAACUGAAUCCAAAGAGUUUCUUAUCAGAGGCCAAAAAGAAUCUUGAAAAAUUGGGACGCUUGCAGCGAAUCUGGAUCUUUAAUCGCCUGCAAAUUGUAAGUAGCGAUGUGGAGUUCAGCGAGCAGGUACUUGCCAACCAGGAGCACCUGGUAAAGCAUACGGUAUACAAGCUCCUUGGCCAGUGGCUGGGCAAUGGCCUUCUCCUCAGCGAUGGCAAAGUGUGGCAUCAGCGUCGCAAGAUCAUCACUCCAGCGUUUCACUUCUCGAUACUCGAUCAGUUUGUGGAGGUCUUCGAUCAGCAGUCGACUAUCUGCAUUAAGCGUUUAGAGCAAAAGGCCGAUGGCAAAACUAUCUUCGAUGUGUAUCCCUUUAUCUGCAUGGCAGCGCUGGACAUCAUUGCGGAAACGGCAAUGGGCACCAAGGUGAAUGCCCAAUUGGCGGAGAGUACGCCCUAUGCAAAUGCCGUUAAUGAAUGUACUGCGCUGAUGGCCUGGCGCUUUAUGUCCGCUUAUCUGCAGUUCGAGUUGCUCUUCACGCUGACGCAUCCGCAUCUCAAAUGGCGUCAAAUUAAGCUCAUUCGAACCAUGCACGAGUUCACCAUCAAGGUAAUCGAGCAGCGUCGCCAAGCCCUGCAGGAGGAGCUGGAGCAGAAGCAGCAGCUGGACAAGGACCAGGACCAGGACCAGGUGGACAAUGAAGUGGGCAGCAAGCGUCGCAUGGCUCUGCUGGAUGUGCUGCUGCAGGCGAAGGUGGAUGGACGACCGUUGAGCAACGACGAGAUCCGCGAGGAGGUGGACACGUUCAUGUUCGAGGGUCAUGAUACGACAACCAGUGCGAUUUCGUUCUGCCUGUGGUGUAUCUCGAGGCAUCCAGAUGUCCAGGAUAAAAUGCAGGCAGAGAUUUUACAUGUGCUUGGCACCGAUCGCAGCCGAACGAUCACCACACGCGAUCUCAGCGAACUGAAGUAUACGGAGUGUGUCAUGAAGGAGUCACUGCGUCAGUUUCCGCCAGUGCCCCUGCUGGGACGCAAAUUGCAUUCGGACUUUAAGUACACCCACUCCAAGGUGGGUGAUGGUAUCAUUCCCGCCGGCGCAGAGAUCCUAGUCGCUAUCAUUGGCAUGCAGAAUGAUGCCCUGUACUUCCCAGAGCCAGAACUGUUCAAGCCCGAGCGGCACGAGAAUGGCGAACGUUCCUCAAACUUUGCCUAUGUGCCUUUUAGUGCCGGACCCCGGAACUGUAUUGGCCAGAAGUUUGCCCAAUUGGAAAUGAAGAUGAUGCUGGCGAAGAUUGUGCGUGAAUUCGAACUGCUGCCAAUGGGUGACCCAGUUCAGCCUGUGGUCAACAUUGUGCUGCGAUCGGACAAUGGCUUCCAGAUGGGCAUGCGUAGACGCAAUGCCACCGGAGAAACCAAAUAAAGUAUUUCACGUAUAUUCA
This is a messenger RNA of Drosophila grimshawi, 1698 nucleotides long. RefSeq names its product cytochrome P450 4d8 (gene Cyp4d8). The transcript has 4 exons. The record is from RefSeq and is a predicted model, not a curated record. Gene Ontology annotation, molecular function: oxidoreductase activity, acting on paired donors, with incorporation or reduction of molecular oxygen; monooxygenase activity; iron ion binding. Lineage: Eukaryota; Metazoa; Arthropoda; Insecta; Diptera; Drosophilidae. Bases 123 to 1679 code for a protein of 518 amino acids.